AUGCCAUCAGGUUUUUUAAAUUUAACGAAAAGAAAAUUAGGUGGUAAUCAUAUAUAUUUAGGAAAAUGGCAUGAUUUUAAUCAGUGGAAAUACAUAGCUCCAACAAAUUUAUUAAAUAUUAUAAGACCAGUAGAGAAAACAAAAGCAGUGACAGCUAAUUUAUAUGAAGAUAAUGAAGAUGUAUUAAGUUAUUUAAACAAUGUAAAUCAUGGUCAAAUAAUAACAAUUGAUGAUUUAAAUUCAAACAAUUUAAAAAAAAAUAAAAUAAGAGGUACUGGUUUUCAUGGUCCAGAAAGAACAGAUGUUUUUCGAUUAAUUUUAUAUAAUAGACUAAAACAAAAACAACCACAAAGAAUUGUACCAGAUAUUGAACAAAUGAAAGAUGCAAACAAAUUAGAAACUUCUAUCGUUUGGUUCUUGUGGUCAUUUGUUAUAUUUUAUUGUUCUAUGUGCAUUUAUGGUAGUAAUUAUAUAAUAAAAAAUAAAUCUACUUCUUUCCCAUGGAUGCCUAAAAGAACAGAUGGAUCAAAAGGAGAAGGUCCAAUGUUUUGGUUUUUGGAAUAA
Messenger RNA from Plasmodium relictum, 564 nucleotides. Its product is annotated as conserved Plasmodium protein, unknown function. The transcript has a single exon. The coding region runs from base 1 to 564 and encodes 187 amino acids. NCBI's taxonomy places the organism in Eukaryota, Apicomplexa, Aconoidasida, Haemosporida, Plasmodiidae. The record is from RefSeq and is a predicted model, not a curated record.